UCAAACGUCAAACACGAGUAACUUUACGUAAUUGAAAACACACAAGUAUUAAUGGUUCCUUGAUUUUACCAAUUUACAUGUGUGGCAAAAGAAUUUCAAAUUGCAAUUAAAGGAUAUAAAUAUUCUAUUUGGUGCUCAAAGUCAAUAUUUACAUUAAAUUGUUUGUUUUGCGAGGAAUUGACAUCAGGCUACUUUCUGAGCCGAGUUUAGGAGACGUCUGUGUAAAGUGAGAACCGAAGAUCACAACCAUAACUUUCUCCAUCAGAAUUGAAACUAUGCCAGUUAAAGGAUCACCUGGGAUGCCCCAAUAGAUCUGUACUACUUAUAGUACCACAGAGAGUUCAAGCCCUGCAUAGCUGCUUCUUUGGAAUGAUUAAGAGAAUCUGAAGUAUGGUGCGAGAAGAACUCCAGUGCCCUGUUCUACACAGCCAAUAAUGAUCACUAACUGCCAACUUUUUCAACUUUAAUGAAGAUUUUCUUUUACUUCAUUUGACUGGUAUCAGUAUUUUAAAUUAUCUGUGGCAAGUUCUGCUUUAGAAAUGUCAGACACAGAACCUCCGGAGAAAAAACCAAAAAUAAUUUGCAACCUGAGUAAUAUUUAUUUGGAUACUAUUGACCAAUGCAUAGAAAGUAUAUCCAGCUCAGAGAGAAAUCUGCAACCCAUAAUUAGUGAUGAAUUAACUCAGCCAUUAGAGUUCAUCAAUGUUUUUGUGGGGCACAUAAAAAAUGUCAAGGAUAUAUCUCGAACAAUCCUGAUUUUAAAUGACAAAAUACCUUUGAAGGAACUGUCGCAUUUGAAGAGAGUGCGACGUCAAGACAUUAUACUUUGUCCAACCAAAUUUUUAGAUAACAUGUCUUCUAUACAAGACUAUAUAGAGAGUCACGUAACAGAAUUAAGAGAUGUUUUUGACUAUUUCAAAGAAGUAAAUGUACCAUUACUGCCUCCAAAAGUCAUGAAACAAUAUAACGAAGUAAGAAAAAUUUGGUCAUGCAACUUCCACCCAAAUCACUACUUUGAAAAACUAGUAAGUAAUCAUUUUUUUAGUGUAUAUGAUGUGAAAAUACACAGAAAAUUUAUGGAAGUUGCCUUCGAAAUAGCCAAAUGGUACGCAAUACAUGAUGGAGUGGCAUUUGAUAUUAACAAUAUAUUGUUAACCAUUGUGAACGUAACAGUUGUUGUUGAUCCUAAUUUUAAUAGAAUUGUAACAAUAGCUUAUGAUUAUAGACAUGAUCAUCCAAUGCAGCAUUCAGCUAUGUUGGCCAUAGACAAUGUGGCUAAAACUCAAAAUGGCGGAGUAUGGUCAACAGAGAGCAAUGAUGGCUUACUACCUGGUAUAGAUAAAGAGCUAGUACAUUUUUUGAAACAGAAAUUCUCGCAAUUCAUAAUUGGGUUGAAAAAAACCAAUUGGAGUGGGGCAAAAGGUGGUCAGAAAAUGGAUACAGAUGGAGAAAAAGGUGGGCCGAAAAGUGAUUCACAUGAGGAAAAUAAGGAAAAAGAUGGUCCGUACUUAUGUACUGGCUAUUACGUUUACAUGCUAAGGGAGCCGUGUGUGAUGUGCGCAAUGGCUUUAGUGCACGCUCGAGCUAAACGCGUUUUCUUCUGCUUCAACAAUAGUGUGUGCGGUGCGUUGAACUCAGUUGCCAAACUACAGACAAUAUCCUCGCUGAAUCACCAUUUUGAAGUUUUCACUGGUUUUCUAUAGCUGGACUGUUUAAUAUAGAACUAUGUGUAUAAAUAUGAAUUAUGUAAUUAAUAUUGUAAAUUUAUAGAUUCUUUUUCUGACUAAUAGAACUGCAUUUACACAUUGUAAAUAUAUAUGAUUCCGGAAUUAAUGGGUUCACAAAUUGAAAUUGCACUGUAGUGUGGUAGUGGCCCCAAACAUUUUAUUUAUGAACAGUCAGGAAACUGUAAUAAUUUUAAAGUUUUCAUUUGAUUUUAUAGCUGUCUUUUAUUAUGUUUUUUUUAUAAUACUAAUACAUCCAAUAAGC
Pararge aegeria (speckled wood butterfly) is the source of this 1989-nucleotide messenger RNA. RefSeq names its product probable inactive tRNA-specific adenosine deaminase-like protein 3. The record is from RefSeq and is a predicted model, not a curated record. The transcript is spliced from 2 exons. Bases 540 to 1703 code for a protein of 387 amino acids. Gene Ontology annotation, biological process: tRNA wobble adenosine to inosine editing. Gene Ontology annotation, cellular component: cytoplasm; nucleus. Gene Ontology annotation, molecular function: tRNA-specific adenosine-34 deaminase activity. Lineage: Eukaryota; Metazoa; Arthropoda; Insecta; Lepidoptera; Nymphalidae.